CAUGGCUGCUUUCAACCUGCAGAAUGAUAUUGAUACCGGAGACAUGUCUGAAUAUUUGAAAAAUGUGGAUAACUCGAAAGAGGAAAACUAUGAACAGGUGCCAUCCAAUAUUAAUGCUGCAGUGAGAGGACAUCAGGAGAGCGGAUUCAGAUUCAUCAUUCCAGUCAAGAUAAACAUCAAUGAGCAACAUGGAGGGAUUUUUCAACAGAAUAUUUUCAAUAUUGCCAUACAGCUUUGGAAACCAGAUGGUACAGAUGAAAAAAGAACAGGGAUGCAAUCCAAACAAACAGACUCCCAAAGCACGGGAAACACUAAUUUGGAUUUAAUUGCAGAAAAUGGGCCUAACAAAACUGCAACCAGCAUGAACAUUACAGAACUUGCUGAUAAACAUAGCCUGGGGAAGCUUGGUACAAUUUCUGACAGCACAAGUGAGCACCCAGUUAAGAAACUUGACUCAACAGAUGCAUCAAUUAGACAGUCUGAUGUUCAAACCCCAAAAGAAGAGCUGGCUGAUGACACAACACGGAUCCUUGGAGGGAAUCCAGUGCUGCCGCACCAGUUCCCUUGGCUGGCUGCCCUCCUGCUGGAUGGAGAGCUACAGUGCGGUGCAGUCAUCAUCUCCCAUCGCUGGCUGCUCACUGCAGCUCACUGUGUCACUUUGUACUCCAGCUCACGGCCUCUUCUGGCUAGAUUCUCGGUGUACUUGGGCGCACAUGACAUAUCUGCAGUCUCCGAGCCUCAGCGUUUACAGAUGACACUCAGUCGUGUGGUUUUUCAUCCAGGGCAUUUGACUAUUCUCAGAGACAUUGCCCUUCUCGAGCUGAAGGAAAGCAUCAGUUACUCAUCUGUGAUCAGGCCAAUUUGUUUGCCAAAUGCUGAACAAUUUGAAGCUCUAGAAGAGGCAGGCACCCUGUCAGAGGUGCUGGGCUGGGGAGAGGUGGGAAGCGGCCAAGUGUCGGCGCUGCCACUGCUGGCCCCAGUGCAAGUGGUGGGCCGUUCCAUCUGCCAGCGUGCCUGGGCUGCACUUGGGGUCAUGCUCCCACCCUACACCCUGUGCUCUGGCUCGCAAACUGCUGGCACUUGCAAUGGAGACAGUGGAGGAGCCCUGAUGGCUCAGGAUGCUGACGGACUUUAUUAUGCCACAGGCAUAAUCAGUUUUGGAGCUCCAAAAUGUGGCACUCCUGGUAUCCCAGACGUCCACACUCGCAUUGUCUCCUACCUAAAUUGGAUUUCUUUGGUCACCAGCGGUGGUGGUGCCUGGAAUUACUCAUAAAUGGUGAUUUAAUUUUAUCUUACAGUUGUGAAAAUUAGUUAAAACACUUAUGAAAUACAUUCUGUAGUAAACUGCAAACAUAAAUUGACACCUGAUACAGAGAUUGUAUGAAACAUCAACACAUGCACUCACAAGACUCGAGUUGUAACACAUAUGUUAUUCUUUGAUUAUCUUAGUCAAUAGUGCUAGUGAAACACGAGGAAAUAAAAAGCAGAAACAAUGGCCUUAAAACACAGAAACAAUGGCCUUAAAACAAAAAAAAGGUGACAGUGUACCUUUAUAAAGCUAUAUUCCAUUCCACAAUUCAUUUCUCUGUGACUGAAUGCACAGCACAUAUUUAACUGUUUGUCCUAAACUUUUUAGUGGGUGCUAUUAGUCAGCUUGUAGUAGGUGAACAUACAGAAUUUGAGUAGAUAUGUAAUGGGCACUGUAAGAGAUUAAUUUACACAGGAACUGUUAAACAUCCAAUUGUUUUCCAGAAUGGAGAAAACAAAUGCUUCAAACUAACAUGUGAAGUUACUGAAGCAUAAUCAAUAUUAAUGCAAUGAAGAACUUAUUCCCAUUUCAUUCUUAACUGAGUUAGCAAUUACAUAUUCUUACAUAUGUGGUAUAGCCAG
Molecule: messenger RNA, 1890 nt
Organism: Schistocerca serialis cubense
Lineage: Eukaryota; Metazoa; Arthropoda; Insecta; Orthoptera; Acrididae
Product: CLIP domain-containing serine protease 14D-like
Exons: 6
Coding region: 2-1273 (423 amino acids)
Biological process (GO): proteolysis
Molecular function (GO): serine-type endopeptidase activity
Source: RefSeq, a predicted model, not a curated record